Candoia aspera is the source of this 1199-nucleotide messenger RNA. It is a transcript of the gene AGTRAP, whose product is annotated as angiotensin II receptor associated protein. Bases 70 to 558 code for a protein of 162 amino acids. Gene Ontology annotation, cellular component: plasma membrane. The record is from RefSeq and is a predicted model, not a curated record. Lineage: Eukaryota; Metazoa; Chordata; Lepidosauria; Squamata; Candoiidae. Gene Ontology annotation, biological process: angiotensin-activated signaling pathway; regulation of blood pressure. The transcript is spliced from 5 exons.
CCGGGAAAGAAGAAGGGGAAGGCGGCAGCGGCGGCUCCAGCUGUGUUACGCUGCCCGGGCUCCGUCGGCAUGGAGGUCCCCGCCGUUAACCUGAAGGCCAUUGUCCUGGUUCACUGGCUGCUGACCAUAUGGGGCUGCAUGGUGCAAUGGCUGCCAAGCACCUACGCCUGGAGCAACUUCACCAUUCUCGCCCUGGGCGUCUGGGCGAUCGCUCAGAGGGAUUCGGUUGAUGCCAUCUUCAUGUUCCUCACCGGCCUGCUGCUCACCAUCCUGACGGACAUUGUCCACUUCAGCCUCUACUACCAGCGCUCGGAGAAGUGGCUGACCGACACCGUGCGCUUCUGCACCGGCAUGGCCAUUUUCAGCCUGCUCCUCAAGCCGUUGUCCUGCUUCUUCGCCUACCAGAUGUACCGAGAGCGGGGCGGGGAGUACGCCCUGAGCCUAGGUGUGCUCGGCGUCAGCCAGGAUACUAGUGCCUACCAGUCCAUUGACACGCCAGGCCCACCACGCCCGUACCCCGACGUGGCCAGCAAAGUCACCCAGCCACUCCCUUACUGAUGCCCGCUUGGGGGGCCGAAGAGGCCGACCGCUCUCCACACCGUCUUUGGAAAGCAGCUGGGGCCCUCCCUCCCUGUACACUGUUCCUGCUGGAGGGAAAGUUUUUUUUCUGGACAAAAGUCUGGCAGCCCUCUCCGACCCAGCAUAGAACUGCCAGCCGCUUGGAAAAUUGCGGUGUUUUAAAGUGUGAAUAUCCCCGGGGUCCCUCCAGCUUUAAUUCCCCUGCCUUGUGGGAUGCAGUUGCUGAUAGUUUCUAAAUCAGGGCAAAGGGAUGGUGCGCCACCCUGGAAUUCUUUGCACAGACUUCGCUGCCUUAAAGGGGUGCUUUUAAUGAUGCAAGGGGUGCCUGUUUCAAGCACAACUUUUCUGCGGCGGUGUCCAGCCCUGUUUGGAUGUCGGCGCAUGGAAUUUGUGGCCAACCUGGCCUGGCUGGUGUUUGCAGAAGACGGAUGUUGGAGGGAUGGACAGAUGGCUACCGAGGGCGGUAGCAGGAGGCGGUGAACUUCUCCCCGAGCACUGCCUUGGACAACGGCUUCUCUGCCCAUGAGCCACCACUGUGCCUUCACAUUCUUUUCCCUGGGCUUUGAUUUUCAAGGUGCCUGAGAAUUAAGAUGGUUUUUAAUAAAAUGUUUCUCAACCCA